GGUGGCGCGGAGCGAGCGAGCGGGCGGCCGGCGAUGGGCGAGGGCGCGCUGGCCCCGGGCCUGCAGCUGCUGCUCCGCGCCUGCGAGCAGGGUGACACCGACACGGCGCGGCGCCUGCUGGAGCCAGGCGCGGAACCGGUCGCGGGGCCCGAGGUGGGAGCGGAGCCGGCAGGGCCCGAGGCGGUCCGGGCAGCGGAGGAGGCCGGGGCGCCGGUGCCGGUGGACUGCUCGGAUGAGGCGGGCAACUCGGCGCUGCAGCUGGCCGCGGCCGGUGGCCACGAGCCACUCGUGAGGUUCCUGCUGCGCCGCGGAGCGUCGGUCAACAGCCGCAACCACUACGGCUGGAGCGCGCUCAUGCAGGCGGCCAGGUGUGGGCACGCGAGCGUGGCCCACCUCCUUUUGGAUCACGGAGCUGACGUCAACGCUCAGAAUCGGCUGGGUGCCAGCGUGCUCACUGUGGCUUCUCGAGGCGGCCACCUGGGUGUGGUGAAGCUGCUACUAGAGGCAGGGGCCAUUGUGGACCACCACGACCCUUGUGACGAGUCACCGGCAACGGGAGGCAGCAGGGACGAACUGCUGGGCAUCACAGCCCUGAUGGCCGCCGUUCAGCAUGGGCACGAGGCCGUGGUACGCCUGCUGAUGGAGUGGGGUGCGGACCCCAACCACACAGCCCGGACUGUGGGCUGGAGCCCUCUGAUGCUGGCCGCCCUCCUCGGGAAGCUCAGUGUGGUGCAGCAGCUGGUGGAGAAGGGGGCCAACCCUGACCACCUCGGCGUGCUGGAGAAGACGGCCUUCGAGGUUGCCCUUGAGCGGAAGUACAGGGACCUCGCUGACUACCUGGACCCACUGACCACUGUCAGGCCAAAAACAGAUGAGGAGAAGAGGCGGCCUGAUAUUUUCCACGCCCUGAAGAUGGGAAACUUCCAGCUGGUCAAGGAGAUUGCUGAUGAAGACCCCAACCACGUGAACCUGGUCAACGGGGACGGGGCGACCCCACUGAUGCUGGCUGCUGUCACAGGGCAGUUGCCCCUGGUCCAACUGCUGGUGGAGAAGCACGCAGACAUGGACAAGCAAGACAGCGUGCACGGCUGGACGGCCCUCAUGCAGGCCACCUACCACGGGUCCGUGUCUCCCACCAUAAAUAAAGAAAUUGUCAAGUAUCUGCUAAAUCAAGGGGCUGAUGUUGCUCUACGAGCUAAAAACGGGUACACGGCCUUUGACCUGGUGAUGCUACUGAAUGACCCUGAUACUGAACUUGUCCGACUGCUGGCGUCCGUGUGCAUGAAGGUGAAUAAGGACCGCGGUCGGCCCAGCCACCGGCCACCCCUGCCCCACUCGAAGGCCAGGCAACCGUGGAGCAUCCCCGUGCUGCCCGACGACAAGGGAGGCCUGAAGUCCUGGUGGAGCCGGAUGUCCAACAGGUUCCGAAAGCUCAAACUUAUGCAGACACUGCCACGUGGGCUGGCCGCCAACCAACCUUUGCCUUUUUCUGAUGAGCCUGAGCUGGCGCUGGACUCCACCAUGCGGGCGCCCCCCCAGGACAGGACUAGUCACCUUGGGCCACCUGAAGCAGCCCAUGCCACCAAAGACAGUGGUCCUGGGAACCCAAGAAGAGAGAAGGAAGAUGUGUUACUGACAACGAUGCUGCGAAACGGAGCGCCCUUCCCCCGGCUGCCCAGUGACAAGCUGAAGGCCGUCAUCCCACCGUUCCUGCCCCCGUCCAGCUUUGAGCUGUGGAGCUCUGAUAGGUCCCGCACAUGCCACAAUGGAAAGGCCGACCCCGCGAAGACCGUGCUGCCCCCAAGAGCCGGCAGGGCCCACCCUGUGGGCUGCGUGGGCACAGACAGUGCGGCUGGCAGGCCAGUCAAAUUCCCCAGCAUCUCCAGAAGCCCCGCGUCCCCUGCCAGCUCUGGGAGCUUUAACCACUCGCCUCAUUCCUCAGGGGGUGCCAGCGGCGUUGGCAGCAUGAGCAGGCUGGGUGGAGAUCUGCAUAACCGCUCAGGUGGCAGUGUAGACAGUGUCCUGUCCCAGAUGGCUGCUCAGAGGAAAAAGGCAGCUGGCUUGUGUGAGCAGAAGCCCCGCCAGCAGUCCAGUCCCGUGGGGCCAGCGACCGGCUCCAGCCCGCCUGAGCUCCCUGCCUCCCUCCUGGGCAGUGGCCGUGACUCCUCCAGCAGCAAGAAACUGGACCCCAGCAAGCGACCUCCCUCUGGAACUUCUGCUACCUCUAAAAGCACCUCCCCCACCCUCACGCCCUCCCCCUCUCCCAAAGGCCACACCGCGGAGUCCUCGGUGUCUUCCUCCUCAUCCCACCGGCAGUCUAAGAGCAGUGGGGGCUCCAGCAGCGGCACCAUCACCGAUGAGGAUGAGCUGACUGGAAUCCUUAAGAAGUUAUCGCUUGAGAAAUACCAGCCCAUCUUCGAGGAGCAAGAGGUGGACAUGGAAGCCUUCCUCACACUCACUGACGGUGACCUGCAGGAGCUGGGGAUUAAGACGGAUGGUUCCCGGCAGCAGAUCCUGGCAGCCAUCUCGGAGCUGAAUGCGGGCAAGGGGCGUGAGAGGCAGAUUCUACAGGAAACCAUUCACAACUUCCACUCUUCCUUUGAGAGCAGUGCCAGCAACACCAGAGCACCCGGCAACAGUCCCUCCAUGGCAGGAUGGGUAAAGCCGGAAGAAACAGCGUCUAGCAGGAGGUAGCUGCAGCUUCCUUCCUUUGGUGGCUCUGCUGGCCUUGGAGCCCUGAGGCACUGAGGGCUGAGCAGUGAGUGCAUCCCUGCCCUUCCAUUGUGUCUGCUCCUGGGUAAUUUCUUCACCGGAAUUCACAACCGGCUGGCCAGAGCCUCAGAGCUGAGCAGCGGGCAGAGCCUGGGAAGCCCUCCUUGAUGCUUCUGCCUGGCAGAGGCCUGAGAAUAUAUUGGCCAUGCUGGAGGCUACAUGACUGCAGAUAAAACCCUAACCUGGAUGUGCAAGUACCUGCUGCCCUCAAGGCCUGGAACCCUUCUGGAAAAGAUGCUCUGCAGAGAUGAACCCCUGCAGAAGGUGUGGAAGCACCCCACUGUGGCUGCCCGUUGUUGUAAGCAAUCACCAACUGCUCAACCUGUGAGGAAGCUGUCCGGGUUCUGCAGACUGCCAAGGAGAGACCCUCCCUUGGGAGUUCCCUGCUCACUCAUGUGCAGUCCCCAGAGACCUGGCCAGGCUCCCCACUGCUCCUGAGGUGCUACAAACCUGGACUCUGCCACGGUUGUGGUACACACGGUUGUGGCUUCACACAAACGGACAGUGGAGUGAGGUGCAGAGGGGAGCUGUUGAUGAAGAGCCACGUGGGAAGAGAGCAGCAAGCCACCUGCCGCACUGUCUUCAGCUCCUCCUGUCCCACUGGGCUUCCUCCUGGGGCCAAAACCAUACUAGCUGCUGGCCAGAGUCCUGCCAACUCACCUCAGAGCAGGGCCCCAGUUCCUGUGUGAGCCUUCCCUCUAAGUCCAGCAGACAGGGCCCCAGUCAUCUUCAUCAGGAUACCCAGAGGCUGGACACUGGAGUGGCUCCCUGAUGGUCAGAGACCAGGGCACCAUCUUGUUUCAGACCUGCCGUUGGUUUUCAUUUUUCCUUACAUCAGUCACAGCAUUAUUUCUACACAGGGGUGUGAUUCUUGGAACGAUUUUUGCUUGCCAGACUACAUCUAUUAAAAAUGGGGAAUGUG
Molecule: messenger RNA, 3694 nt
Organism: Apodemus sylvaticus (European woodmouse)
Lineage: Eukaryota; Metazoa; Chordata; Mammalia; Rodentia; Muridae
Gene: Anks6
Product: ankyrin repeat and sterile alpha motif domain containing 6
Exons: 16
Coding region: 34-2694 (886 amino acids)
Biological process (GO): innate immune response
Cellular component (GO): cytoplasm
Molecular function (GO): protein binding
Source: RefSeq, a predicted model, not a curated record